Theileria parva strain Muguga is the source of this 1647-nucleotide messenger RNA. RefSeq names its product putative integral membrane protein. The record is from RefSeq and is a predicted model, not a curated record. NCBI's taxonomy places the organism in Eukaryota, Apicomplexa, Aconoidasida, Piroplasmida, Theileriidae. The transcript has a single exon. Bases 255 to 1574 code for a protein of 439 amino acids.
CUCCAUAGAUGCAUAUGUCCCUCCCAACUUUAAGUAUUUAUGCAUAUGGCGUGAUUUUGUAGUGUUUUCCACCCCCCGUUUGUCUUUGGUAAUUUAAUUGUAUAUUAUUGUAUAAAAUUAUUCCUUUUGGUUUUAUAUAAUAAAAUUCAAUUUAAAUUUGCUUAAUUUGCAUAUUUCUUACACAUUCAUCAGUGUAUUCAUUUGCCCGUCAAACCCCCUACUGUAUAUCGAUAUUUUAAUUGUGUUUGAAGAAUAUGGCUGAGAAGGUUUCAGAAAGAGUUGGGAAUUUAAAUACUACUGAUUACGACGAGAAGCCCGAAGGACCAGGCAGCGCCCUCUCAGUGCUGCUUGGGCUCUUUUUGGGCCUGGCCAACAACUUCGCAGAACACUUUGUGUUUCUUCUUUGCUACAUGUCAUUCAAACUCUUAAAAGGGGAUAACAAUGUUCCGCUCAACGUUUUCUUGUUCUUCUUCUUCUUCGCCCUCGGCUCAGUCGUCUUCCUGUUCCUGAGCCCGCUGCUCUCCUUUUUCACACUGGUGUCAUACUUGUUCGAGGCAUUCUUCUUCUUGCUCAUGCUACUCUCAGUUAAGACUUUCGAAGCUGACGCAGGUAGGAACGUAUUCACAGCCUCAGUCGCUCUUCUCGGUCUCACACAUGGAGUCAACAAGGCUUCCACAAUGGGUCUGGUGGAAUGCACACCGUUCUCGAACCCGCGCGUCGUGGACCUAGCCAAGUUCCUCUCAGGCCUGUUGCCACUCUUUUUGUAUGUGGUCUUCAAGUUCGGAGUGGCAGAGGAAGACACAUUCGCAAAGGACGAAUUGGAGCUCUUCUUCGUUACCGUGACCUCAUUGGCCUUGGUCCUCACACUCCUUGGCGGGCUGCUAUCUGUGUGGUACAGCUCAACUGGCUCAGUUAAGAGAUAUGUUGAAAGGAAGAAGGUUGAAAACGAUUCGAAGCCGAAGUUCGUUGCGAGACACGCCGGAGCACUCUUCAACAACUUGCUGGUUCCAGGCCUGGUGUUCCUCGCCCUCUUCUUCAUGAAGUACACCGUCUUCCCCAUGUUCUUCCCACUCGAUGCCUCAAAGAAGGUCGACGUAGGGUACAAAUACCUCUUCCUGUGCCUUCCAGGACUCAUGGACGGCCUCUCGAGGCUCAGCUUCCUGUACCUCUUCGGAAGGCUCAACGUUGACUGGGGAAGCCUCACGCCUUGGAAGACCCUUUACAUGCUCGUGUUCGACGUCCUGCUCGUCGUCUACUUCGCAGUUCUGCACAACAUGCAGGAAGAAGACUUCGUGCUCUUCGAGGAGACCUUCUCACUACUUUUCUUCAUGGUAUUCACGCUACUACACUCCGCGACCGCCGACCUCGUCACACUUGAGUUCCUCGCCUUCAGGGAAGAUCGCGAGCACGACAAGAGGGACCUCGAAACGCCCUCUGCUUCAACCGAGUCUGGACUCUCCAGGGCCUCAAAGAGGGUCACCACCUUCGUGUUCCUCAACGUCCUUGAAUCCGUCGGUUCCACUCUUGGUUCACUUUUGACUCUGCUAUUGUUCAAUUUACAACCAGACAAAUAAGUUAUACUAUUUCAUUUAAUUUAAUACACGACCUUAACCAUCUUUCGAACAAGUUUGUGGAACCUUUUAAUUU